UGAGGUCUAAAGGGCAAAAGGUUGUCGUAACUCGUCUCUUAUGGUGGCUUUGCGUCACGGAACAGAGAAUUGAAUCAGACAAGAGAAGGCCGCCCAUCUUUGUAGCUUUAACCGGAAUUCAUGGCGGUGCAAGCCGGUGUUCAGACCUCUAAGGUCCUUAUCCUCCUCGGCGCAGGUGUAUCUGGUUCGAUCGUAUUGAGACAUGGGAGGCUGUCUGAUCUUAUAGCCCAACUUCAAGACUUACUCAAAGGAGCUGAAGGAGUUGAAAGCACUCCAUUUAAGUAUGACGGUGCACUCCUAGCUGCUCAGAUUCGACAGCUUGCAAACGAGAUUAAGGAGCUUACUAUGACCAAUCCAGUUACCAUCUUUAAUGGAGAUUCAAACUCUAAUGGCUAUGCAUCUUACCUGGUUCCAGCAGCUGCUGUUGGAGCUAUGGGGUACUGCUACAUGUGGUGGAAGGGCUGGUCAUUCUCUGAUGCAAUGUUUGUGACAAAGAAAAAUAUGGCUGAUGCGGUUGCCUCUGUUUCGAAACAACUAGAUGAUUUGUCAGACACAUUAGCGUCAACUAAGAAACACCUUUCUAAGAAGCUAGCGACUUUGGAUUGGAAGGUGGAAGAGCAGAACGAGGCAUCUAAGAUGAUCUUAAGUGAUGUAACUGAGAUGAAAUCAAGUAUAUCACAAAUUGGUUUUGAUUUUAAACAACUUAAUGAAAUGAUUUCUGGAAUAGAAGGGAAGAUUGAAAGUCUUGAAAGCAAACAAGACGUGACCCUCUCAGGACUAUGGCAUCUAUGUCAAAUUGCAGGCGUUAAAGAAAGCACAAGCACUAAAGUCUUUCAGGAUGUUGGUGCAAGAUUACCCAUCGAUGGAAAACCAUCAACUACUAAUAAUCCUCUCUCGGGUCUGCGGUUUCUGACGGACGGCAAGGAUGCAGCCAACGUAAUACAGAAGCCGAAAGAAAUAGCAGUGAUGGCGGAACCGGUGGGGGAAAAAACAAAAGCCGUACCUGCGGCAAGACCAAGAGUUCAUAGAGCGUUUCCGGGUGGGAUAUCUUGGGCAAGAGAUGUUCCAGGACUAUCCUAAUUAUUAUUAUUUUGGUUGAUAUACAAAGAAUUUGCUUUUAUACUUCUCCCAGGUUCUGAUACUACUGGUUAGUACUGGGAGUGGCAAUUAUUUAUUUUUAUGUACAAAAGAAGAAAAGAAAAAUUCCAGCAAGUAAAGUAACACAUGUGAUGGCAUCCACCAACAUUGUAUUUUGCCCUAAUUAAUUUUUGUCUCCUCUUUGAUGUUUGUAAAGAAAGAGUGCGAAUAACGCUUUCACGUUCUGUUUGUGGAAUGAAAAAUAAAAUUGAUGGAUGGACCAUGGAUUCGUCUC
Molecule: messenger RNA, 1372 nt
Organism: Capsella rubella
Lineage: Eukaryota; Viridiplantae; Streptophyta; Magnoliopsida; Brassicales; Brassicaceae
Exons: 11
Coding region: 121-1080 (319 amino acids)
Source: RefSeq, a predicted model, not a curated record